Lolium perenne is the source of this 1840-nucleotide messenger RNA. NCBI's taxonomy places the organism in Eukaryota, Viridiplantae, Streptophyta, Magnoliopsida, Poales, Poaceae. The record is from RefSeq and is a predicted model, not a curated record.
UUUUUUUCCUCUGUCCAGCAGUAGUACUAGUGGGAACAAAGGAAGACUCCGUCCCUUCACCAGAGGCGACAGCUGCUCGAGCUCUCCUUCUGUUUCCGGGAAGGGGGAACAAUGGCGCCCUCUCUUCCUCCUCCAUAGCUCGUCUCUGCAUCCACCCGAGCUGACCUGUUCAGAGUUUCAGACAGGGACGAGACUGUUCACGAGCGAGCCAUUCAGCCGCGUACGUGGGGCUUACCUUGUGCCAGGCGCCAAGCGGAAGCGGCGCCGCAGGCGAAGCGACGAGGCAGUCAGUCAGCAGCAGCUAGGUCUACCUAGCGAGAGCAUCACUUCACAGGAACACGCCGCGUCGAGCCGAAUUCCCGUCCCGGAUUCCCAGCGAGGGCCGGCCGGCCGGCCAUGGAGACGCUGCAGCAUCAUCAGCAGGAGCAGGAGCAGGAGGUGGAGGCUCGGCUGCCCGCGUGCCCGCCAUGGCUGCAGACGGCCAUCGCAGACAUCGAGCAGCGGGUGCGCGCGCUGGCGGUGAGCCUGCCGGACGACGCGGCGGCGGCGGCCACGGACCACUCCUUCGCGGAGCGCGCCGAGAACUACUACCACCGGCGCCCGCAGCUGCUGGCGCUGCUCACCGACCUGCACCACCGCUACCUCUACCUCGCCGACCGCUACUCCCAGUCCCUGCUCGCCAAGUCACAUACCCACCACCUCAGCGUCGUGCAUGCGGCGGUCUCCGAGUGCUCGUCCGACGUCGACGACCGCUCCUCCGACGCCGGCAGCUCCCUCUCCUUCCAGCCCCACCACAGCGCCAACGAUGACCACCAACACCGCCGCCACCCCGUUGCUCCGGGCGCGGACGUUGAGCUGGUCGUCGCGGAGCUGGUCAUGGCGUGGGUGCACCGGGACGUGCUGGCACACGAGGCGGAGCGGCGCAACGCGGAGGCGGCGCGGAAGAUCGACCUGCAGGGGAGCCUCCUCGAGGUGCUCGAGUCGGAGCGGCUGGUGCUGCUGGGCGAGAACGCGCGGCUGGGGUUCCGGGCCGCCGCCGCCGAGGAGGAGGCCGCGGGGGCCGCCGCCGAGCUCGGCUACGCGCGCCGCCGCGCCGCCGAGAUGGCGCGGCUCGUGGUGAAGCUGCGCGAGGACCACCGCGUGUGCAUGCUGGGGCGGAAGAUCGAGGCGCUGCAGGCGCAGGUGUACGGGCUGGAGAUGCGCAACCGGGAGUGCUACGAGGCCAUGGCGGCAUGGGAGGCCGAGCGCAAGGCGUCUGCCAACGAGAUCGACAGGUUGCGGAGCGAGAACCGGCGGUUGGCUGCCGAGGCGCAGGCUGCAAGGGAACGUGAGGCGGCGAGGAGGGGGAAGAAGGGCGGUGCCGGCGGCGGGUGGUGGUGGCUGGCGAGGGUGCGGCUGGCGACGGAGUGGACGCCCUGCGCGCCGGCGUCGGUCACGGUGAGGAAGGUCGGCGAGCAGAUCAAGGGCGGCAAUGGCGGCGCCAAGUACAACGGCGGCUGCUUCUGCCUCUAGGCAUCGGCAUCGGCGGCGGCGCGCGCUCUGUUCUUUUUGCGCCUCUUUUUUUGGUUUGCCCCUUGGAUUAUGGUGAUAUCAGGGAGGGGUCAGGCUCAGGUCAAAGUGGUUCAGCCUGGGUUAUUAUGGCGGCAAAGCAGGGUGUAAAACGAUAAGUAGCUGGCUGUCACUGGACUGGUUUACUCCAGCUGCGCGGUUUCUGUUAGCGUAGAUGGAGACGGCAAGUAUAUAUGCUCGUACUCGUAUAAUGACAAGUAGUGGUGAUUCGUGUAUUGAGUAAUGUGUGACCCUAAGUUACUAGUAGUUGAAUCUGCUCCCACUCUCGAUA